UUGAGAUUCACAUGCUCGGUGUCUGGUCCCUUUUCUUCUCUGAUUAGCAGCACACCCCCGGGCUUCUGCCCCCCUCCACAGCCCCGAGAUGACGCGACGCAGCAGCCAGAUCUAUGUCUGCUGGGGUUGUCUCUCGCUCCGACCGGUAGAGCGUGCACUCAUCCGACAGCGCGCCCCUCGCCCAACGACUGCAGCGUUUUCAUCAUUAUCGACAUCGCCGUCGGCAACAUCCCGCAGAUCACGGCUGCUGUCCGGGACCCUCGCCACCCGUCAUGACCGACCACAUCUCCGAUCCGCGUCCACUGAGUCCCCAUUUCCGGCCGCCGAUCUGAACUUCGACUGGGCGAACCAACCGAAAACCCUCCGUUCCGUUUCCGAGUCGACCAACAUUCGCGAGCGACUGAGGGCCUGGGAGGCCGCGAACCCAACUCCCGCCCUAGCCUUUCCCAGGGACGACCCUGCCGAUGACGCCGUCGCCAACGUCUUGACAAGGAAUCGGAGCGAGUUUGGCUUCAAGCUGGAUGUUGCUACCCAGGAUGAGGAUGCCGCACGCCCCCAUUUUGACGGCGACGGCGUCGACAUGGUCGACCUGGGCCUGAGCGGUGCAGUGCUGGAAGCUGGAGACCUGGUCGAAGUCACCUCCGGCUCGUGGGGGCUCAAGAUCCUCGCCAUCUGCCUCGGAAGCUUCAACGGCCAUCUCCACUUUUACACGAAUACCGGCAAGUGGUUCACGAGCCGUAACAUCCGCUCUGGCUUCGUCGUCAAGAAGUUUGUCAAGGACCCAGCCGAACUGCAGGCUGUCGUCGAUGCCAUCCCCUCCCUCUCGCCCUCCAGCACCGUGUUGAACGAGCUCCAAGACCUCAACAUUGGUCCCUCGCGCGACCUUGCCGCUUCCUUGAUCCGCAAGAUGUACACCUUUCAGUCUGCUUCGCGCCUUAUCCACCAGACCUACGUCGAGAGGCUCAGUCGCGCUCACAACCAGCUUGGUCGCGAAGAGAGGAUGCUCAGCUUGCGCGAAAUCGCCGACGCCCUUCUCCCUGCCAGCCUCAAGCGAAACAAGGGAGCCUUCCCUCCCGAAGCCCUGUAUGCCGUCUAUUCUGUCAUUGAGGGGGCUGACGUCGCCUUCCACGCUCUCGACCGCGGAGCUCGUCACCACGAAUCCUACGUUUUUGCCCUCCGGUCGGCCGAAGUCCAGGAAAACGUCGCCCAAGUCGAGGAGUGGGUCCGUGAAUACUACGAGUCUCUUCGCGGCAACUCCAAAGCUGGGCGCAAAUUUACGUCAGCUGUUGCUGUGUUUAAGGAUUUCCUGGAGCAGGCCCGCAGCCUCAUUGAUCAAGUCCGCAAGGAGCGUCAGUGGUCGCCUCACGGUAUGAUAGGGCCGUGUAAACAGGGCGAUGCUCAGUUCACAAUCCCCGCCUGGUCCGACACGGGCCACUCCAUCAUCCAGUUCAUGGAGCAUUGGGCCGCAUCGGGCGGAUUCCGCUCUGGUUCGCGUUGCCACUGGAUUGGAGCCUCCAUUUUGCGGGCUCUCCAUCGCUACGACGACUCUUUGCUCGACCCCACGACUGGCUGGACCUUCCUGCAGGAGAUAGGCUGGAUCCCGCCGUGGGACAUCAGCGCCCGCCAUGCUCUGCGCCUGCCGGAGCAGGAGGUCAACCGGCACGCCAGUAUUCUGCCAGUAUCCCCACCGAACGCCUCCGCCUCUGAGCUCGGCCCAGACCGGCUUGCCGACCUCCGUCAAGAUUUUGCUCGCUCAACUGUCUACUGCAUAGAUUCAGCCGACACCCUUGACGUUGAUGAUGGAAUUUCGCUUGAAUCCCUCGACAACGGAGAGCACUGGAUUCACGUCCACGUGGCGGAUCCAGCCUCCCGCAUCCCGCCGGGGAGUGCCCUUGCCGAGCAAGCAGCCCUGCGAGCCCAGACAACAUACUUGGCUGGUUUUUAUCGGAGCAUGCUCGACGGCGACCAUGUCAGGGAGGCCUUCUCCCUAGGGCCCAACCAACCCACGCUCACUUUCAGUGCUCGAGUCACCGAGACGGGGCGUAUCCUCGAGAGCAAGGUGACCCCCGGAGUCCUUCGUGAUGUCGUGUACAUCACCCCGCAGGAUGUCUCCUCUGUUGUCGGCGAUGAUGACCCUUCAGGCAUACCUACGCAUGUCUUCGAAGUAGGAACCCCUCAAGCAAGAGAUCGUCCUCCCGUCAGGAGAAUGACUACGCCUUCGGGUUUAUCUAGGGCGCAAUUCAGGGAGCUCAAGACGCUCUCGAAACUUGCAGAUGCCCUCCAGCGUGUCCGGCUCGAUAAUGGAGCCAUUCCAGCCUUCCUACCUCGGCCAAUAGCCACGGUCUCGACAGACGGGAUUGCACCUGGGGUGGUCGGUGACAGUGUAGCAUUCUAUCGCGGCGAUCCCUACAUCCGGAUCGCGUAUGGCGGCCAAGGUAGUCAGCUAGUGAGCAGCCUGAUGCAGUUAGCCGGCCAAAUCGGCGCACAGUGGUGCUACGAGCGAGACAUUCCCAUCCCCUACCGCGUCCAGCUGCUUGCAGGCCAAGACCGGGACGCCCUGCUCGCAUUCACCCGCAACGUCUUCUACCCACAGCUCGCGGCUGGCAAGAACCCGUCGGCCGAGGACUGGCACACCCUUCGCGCCCUUGUCGGCGGGUUCGACGUCUCGACCGGUCCGGCUCCCAAUCUGGCCAUGGGCCUGGACCUAUACACGAAAGUGACAUCGCCUCUUCGCCGAUACCCGGAUCUGCUUGUACACUGGCAGAUCGAGGCUGCCCUACUGGAAGAGCACCGCCGCGGCAGCUCUCUCGCGGUCAGAAAGUCCACUGGCGCCAGCGCAGAAGAGCAAGCACCUACACCCCCGGUUAAGAGCCAAGCAGCAAAGAAGGGCCCAAAGAGUUACCUUCCCUUUUCCAAAAAGGAGCUCGAGGACACGGUGCUUCCACGCCUGCGUAUCCGUGAGCGCCACAGCCGGCUGAUCGACAAUGUCGACGGCAACAGCCAGUGGAUCCUCCAGGCGCUGGUACGGGCGUGGCGCUUCGGCGAAGGCUCCCCGUCGCAGCUGCCCAAGACUUUUAGGUUUACCGCCUCGGAUGUCGUUGCUCGGCGGGCCAUCAAGGGGCGGAUUGACUGGUUCGAGCAGCCGGCGACGGUCCACCUCGAGGACUUGAACGGCGUUGUGAGGAUUGCCGAGGUGCAGCCUGGUGAUGUGUUCAACGUCGAGUUGGCGAAUGUGAAUGUGCAUAUGAACAAGAUAUAUGUGAGGCUUCUGGAAAAGGUUGAGAAAGAGUAGACCGGGAAAGCCUCACAACUUUGCUCCAAGUAUUGGGGGCGAGUCGAACAACAGGGUCCUGGGAAUUGGCAUUGGAGAGCCAUGUAAACCUAAGUUGAGUGCAAGAUACAGUGCUGUAUGAUAAAAUUCUAGUGGAUGGAGUCAUGGAUAUCAAACGGGUUCAAGAUAGACAAAAACAAGGCCAGUGCCGCGGGUGAGCGAAGGAAAGCGUGCGAUUAACAGAGCUACUGGUAUUAUUGAACCCUGAAA
This is a messenger RNA of Parathielavia appendiculata, 3541 nucleotides long. Its product is annotated as RNB-domain-containing protein. The record is from RefSeq and is a predicted model, not a curated record. Lineage: Eukaryota; Fungi; Ascomycota; Sordariomycetes; Sordariales; Chaetomiaceae. Bases 89 to 3292 code for a protein of 1067 amino acids. Gene Ontology annotation, molecular function: RNA binding; 3'-5'-RNA exonuclease activity. The transcript has a single exon.